Penicillium canescens is the source of this 3327-nucleotide messenger RNA. Its product is annotated as ankyrin repeat domain-containing protein. The transcript is spliced from 3 exons. Bases 1 to 3327 code for a protein of 1108 amino acids. Lineage: Eukaryota; Fungi; Ascomycota; Eurotiomycetes; Eurotiales; Aspergillaceae. The record is from RefSeq and is a predicted model, not a curated record. Gene Ontology annotation, molecular function: protein binding.
AUGGAAAGUCUCGAGCGCGGGGGAGACGAGUCUAUGGAAGAUGUCUUCCUCCAGGAUGAUCUUAGCCCGACCAUCGCAGAGCAUGCGACACAAUGCCAGUCUCUUUUCCACAAGUACAUGGUCAUGCCGGAAAUCGUGCCGGACCCUACUAUCAUGGAUGACCAGCUGGCACGCUUUUCUCUGUGGGUAUCAAACAUGGAUGUUUACGGGCCACCCAAUGUAUCGCUGGACUACAGACUCCGAUUCAGUCCCACAGCCGCGGAUAUCAUACAUCAGCUCCUGAAUAUUAUUUACGAUACAUUGCUGUCUUUGGAGCCAAUCGACGACCGACCACCACUAAUUUCGAGCAGGAAGAGACAACGCAUUUCAGUACAUGGCAAUUCGGGAGUCACAAGGAGAGCCGACGACGACACAAGCGAUUCAGAGAGCGAUAUCGAUCAAGCACAAGAGAACAUUUUGAAGAUCACCGAGACAAUCGGCGGAACAUUGACGCGGCUCUUCCGUCUAUCCAACGCCGUUCGACAGUCCGCUAAAGCCAACCGGGCUCGCAAGAUCGAAAGGUACAGAGACGAUGAAGAGGCAAACAAGGCCAUAGACGAGUUGCGUCUCUAUACCAAAUGCUAUAUUGAAUUCCGAUUCCCGGAGGCGCCGGAGGCGCUCCGCUCAGCAUUGGUCGAAGCCAACGCGCUGCGACUUCGACGGCUGUAUUAUCAGCGCUCCCAUAGAAGGCGCAUUGAUCUGAGUAUUCAAAGCCCGGAAACGACUCCAGCCGUUGUUCAACUCCCCAACAUGACGGGGAGUGCGCCGGCUGUACGGUUUGCGCGGAGCGCGCUGCCAAAGCCUGCGAGGACCGACAAAAUGCCGGCCCCUUCACCAGCGCCAGCAACGAAUGCGACUACUGCUCGACAAACUGCCGUUGCAGCCUUCUAUGCUAAAUCCACAACUGAGGUUCCCCGGGCUAGAUCUGUUCUCGUGAACAACAAGUUGUCGUUCCCUCCCAUACCGUCGACGCAGCAGUGUCCAUACUGCGGCGUCAUUGUUGAGUUCAAAAACACUGCAAGGUCUUUGCUGUGGCAAAAUCAUGUCAUCAGAGACCUGGAGCCUUUUGUUUGUGCUUUUUCACACUGCCUGGAAGGAGCUCACCACGGGCACGGGACCGGUCCGCUCACAUUCGAAACGUCGAAAGCCUGGUCCAGCCACAUGCAGACUGCUCACGGGCAUACAUGGGAGUGCAGGGCCCCUUCUCACGAUCCAAUCGUCUUUGACCAAGAGAUCCAGUACCAGGAGCAUUCCACCAAGGAGCACGGCGUGCCUGAAGCGCACGCCGGGACCCUCAGCAACGCCGCACGGAGGCCAGUCCUCAAUAGGGUCGUGGAGUGUCCAUUUGGCGACGAUUUUGAAACCUCAGGAAAGGUCGAAUCCAGUGCUGUCUUCUCGAGUGAAGCUCUCCAGUCACAUGUUGCCGGCCAUAUGAAGGAAAUUGCUCUGCUUACACUGCAAAAACUUCCCAGCGAUGAUGACGAGAACGCGGAAAACGUCGAUAGCGACCAACCGUUAGAAGAUGAUGGGCCGACCGGGGCUUUUGGAAUUACACGUGCAUCCAUGCACAGCGUACUGGACGACGAGGACCUGGAUUUCCGAGAUGAUGACGCUGAGGCUACAGAUGGCAAUGUGGGACACCGCGAAGAGGACAUAAGUGCACGGGUGACAGUACUCGGCCUAGAGGACAAAGACGACUUGGGGAUGACGAAGCUCCACCACGCGGUGCAGGCCAGCGAUCUGGGCUUGGUUGAGUCCUUGAUCCAGAGCGGCGCAAGUGUAAAUUCUAGGGACGAAAAUGGCCAAACUCCCCUGCAUUACGCUGCGGAAAGGGGCUUCAUCGAGUGCAUGGAAGCCUUGGUCAAGCACGGCGCGGAUUUACAUAUCAUUGACAACUCUGGAUUUUCCCCGUUUCUCUGGGCUGUGGUUGCCGGGCAAGAAGGCGUCACUACGGGACUGUUGUUGAUGGACGCUGAUGCCAAUUCAUUCAGCGCGGAUGGAAAGUCUGCGCUCGCUUGGGCAGCCAGCCUGGGAUGGCCUCCGACUGCUAAAAUGCUUGUUGAACACCGUGCCAGCAUAUCUGAUACCCGAAAUACGCAGCAGACUCUGCCUUUGGAAGAAGCGGCAGCUUCUGGCAACCUUCCCACUGUUCGAUUGCUCCUCGAAUGUGGUGAGGAUCCGAACCAUCGUGAUCGCGAUGGUUGGUCCGCCAUACAUUGGGCAGCAGAGGAGGGCCAUCUGGAGAUUGUGCGUUUGUUGCUGAACGCUGGGGCCAACCCCAAUGCUGUCAGCUCUUACGGUACGUCACCAUUGCACUGCGCUGCAAACGGAGGGCAUGUUUCCAUUGUGAGCUUGCUCCUCCUACAGCGAGCCGACCCACUCAAGUCAACAUGCCACGGCUGGACUGCACUACACCACGCCGCCUUCAUGGGACACUACCAUGUCGUCCAGUGCCUCUUAGAAGACGACCGUAUACGAUCCACUGCCUCUCAGCAGGACAACCAUGGCUGGUCAGUUCUUCAUUUGGCCAUCCACAGUCGAGAUAUCGCCAUCGUACGUAUCCUGCUCGACAAAUCUGUCAUUGCGGAGCCUCAGACCCUAUUCGACGAAAGCGGCCUCACUGCAGAAGAAUGGCUGGAUCGCGGGCCGAUAAGCCAUUCCCAGAAAGCCACCGGCAACUUAGCGUUCAGCAAGUCGCGCUGUUGCCGGGCCGUCACAAGCCUUCGCCAAGCUGUUACCAUAGGCAACGUCCCCAUGAUCAAGCUUCUGCUUAAAUUGGGUCACGACAUCAAUGGCAUGAACUCUGGAAGGAGGACUGCGCUCUACUACGCCGCGAAGAAGGGCAUGCUUUCCAUCAUGGAUCUGCUUCUUGACCUGGGUGCGGAUCCCAACAUUCUCCCCGCGGGGUGGAAGAACUGGGAAGAAUUCAUUUCGCCUGGUGACGCUUUACUGCGGCUCAAACGAGCAGGAUACUGGAAGCGAGAUACCGAUCCUGAGGUGGAGCGCCAAAUUCGUCAGGCACUCAGAGUGCAAAGUCAGCCUUCUGUGCCGGAUCAACCAGCCUGGUUCGUAUCGGACGAGUCGACUUUACCAAUGCCGAGUCAAUUUGUCUCCCAUGGGCCGGACCGACUGUCCUCAUCCGUUCCAGCUUCGUCAACGCCACCUUCCCCGGAUCAUGCAGCUUCAAGUAGACCGACACACUCGCCGCCGCCUACACAGCAAACUAAUGACAAUAAGCGCAAGGCAAGGUCAGGCCCGAAGAAUUGGUGGAAACGGCUCAUAGGUUGA